AUGACUGCAAAUUCUGUCAACUCUAAUAAUAAGAAAAAUGACGUGGCUUCUAAAUUGGCAGCUAAGAAUAAUACUUUCUCUAAGAGGUUCGUUAGACUAACCAAGUCGUUACAAUUUUAUUGGUUCUUAGGCCAUGCUAUCACUUUGUUCGCAUCCUUUAUUUAUUUCUUCACUUUUUCUUUCAAACAAUCAUGGUAUAGAAUUGCGUUUUUUGGUGCCUUACAAUCAUUUGGUGUCCUUAUCUAUCAACAACAAUUUUUAUCAAAAUCUACGACUUCUAAACCUGCUGCUUCUGAAGAGGUCCAAAUUCUGGAAUAUGAAAACAUUUUGUAUUUUAUCUUAGCUUUAACAUGGAUCUCCACUCCAAAGCUCUCUAUUGCUUUAGUCCCUUACAUCGCAUUCUCCACUUUACAUUUCUCCUCUUAUUUGCAAUCUACUUUAUUACCAAAACUUUUCCCAGGUGCUACUGCAGAUAAAGUUUCCUCUUAUAUCUCCAAAUUCCAUGAAUGUUACAAUGAAAAAUCAAUGUACUGGGUCGCUUCAGGUGAAUUAUUGAUCGAAUGCAUCUUAAUCUUAAGAGCACUCCUAUUCUUCCCAAAAUCAUGGAUAGUCUUAAUCAUCUAUUCCCUUUUCUUGAAAGUUAAAUUCGAAUUAUCUAAAUAUUCCACCACUGUUUUCGCUCAAUGGAGAGUCAUCUUCGAUGGAAUCAUCUCUCACCCAAUGGUUCCUCCUCAAAUUAAAAAGGCAUACAAUUUCAUUAAAUUAAAUUUGAUUUCUUUAUCAAAUUUUAAAUUGAUAAGAUACCUAAAUAUUCCAAUUCCAAUUCAAGAUGAAAAGAAAAAGGAAAAUUAG
Messenger RNA from Naumovozyma dairenensis CBS 421, 852 nucleotides. It is a transcript of the gene POM33, whose product is annotated as nucleoporin POM33. Gene Ontology annotation, biological process: endoplasmic reticulum tubular network organization; membrane organization. The record is from RefSeq and is a predicted model, not a curated record. The transcript has a single exon. Gene Ontology annotation, cellular component: endoplasmic reticulum; membrane. Bases 1 to 852 code for a protein of 283 amino acids. Lineage: Eukaryota; Fungi; Ascomycota; Saccharomycetes; Saccharomycetales; Saccharomycetaceae.